This is a messenger RNA of Humulus lupulus (European hop), 1062 nucleotides long. RefSeq lists its product as uncharacterized. Bases 1 to 1062 code for a protein of 353 amino acids. The record is from RefSeq and is a predicted model, not a curated record. NCBI's taxonomy places the organism in Eukaryota, Viridiplantae, Streptophyta, Magnoliopsida, Rosales, Cannabaceae. The transcript has a single exon.
AUGGAUGAAUUGAUGGGUAUAGAGGCAAUUGAUUUUUCUGAUGACCAAGAGGAGACCCAUGAAAACAUACUCACUCCUCAGGAGACUGAAACAAAGUUGCAGAGGCGUUCAAAAAUUCGUAUGCAAUUUUCUAAAAUCAUGUCGAGUGCGACAAAUUCAAAAGGUAUUAUUGGAACCUCUUCUUCACCGUCCCAAUUUCAAGCGAAUCUAGCUGAGAUUAGGGUGGAUUUAGGGGAGUCUGUGCGGAAGGUCAUUCCGAAGUUAGGACUUAGUGGUGAUCUUGUGAAAAUUGAGGAAGAAGAUAUCGAAGAUGAGGUUAGUUUCUGGAAUUCCUCAAUGGUGUGUUGGGUUUGGGGGGCUAAUCCUCAAAUUCAAGUCAUGGAUGGCUUCUUCAAGCGCAUUUGGAGGACUUCGGGGGUGGAUAAAAUUGGACUAUUGAAGCAUGGCCUCUUUAUAGUGCGGUUUACCUCUAUGGAGAGUAGAGACAAGGUGCUUGCAGGAGGAUAUCCUCUUUUUGACAAGAAACCAUUGAUGCUUAAAGCUUGGGACCCUAAUGUCUGCAUACAGAAGGAUGAUAUUAGAUCAAUACCCAUUUGGAUCCAAGUUCAUAAUCUGGAUCUAAAAUACUGGGGUGCUCGAUCCUUAUUCAAGAUUGUUGGGCAGAUUGGCAAGCCAAUUAGAGAAGAUUCGGCCACGAAGAAUAGAGAUCGUUUGCAGUUUGCCAGAGUGAUGGUGGAGGUAAGUGAGUCACAGGCUUUUCCAUCAUCCAUUAGUUUUGUGAAUGAAAAAUCUGAAAUGAUUCGCUUGGAUAUUUUCUAUGAAUGGAAGCCUACAUUUUGUUCAAUAUGUAAAGGGAUGGGACACGAAAAUACUGAUUGUCGCAAGCAACAGCAGAAUACAACUCAUGUGACAACAGUAUGGAAACCUAAGAAUGAUGUCUCGAUGUCUGAGGAACAGAACAAGGAAAACACGCCUGGGCUGGAAAUUUCAGGGAAUCUGGGUCUGGGGAACACUAAUGACACCACCACAAAGGAACAGAGCAUUGAUAAGGAAGGAUUUUAG